This is a messenger RNA of Trametes versicolor FP-101664 SS1, 978 nucleotides long. RefSeq names its product 6-phosphogluconate dehydrogenase C-terminal domain-like protein. Gene Ontology annotation, molecular function: oxidoreductase activity, acting on the CH-OH group of donors, NAD or NADP as acceptor; NADP binding. NCBI's taxonomy places the organism in Eukaryota, Fungi, Basidiomycota, Agaricomycetes, Polyporales, Polyporaceae. Bases 1 to 924 code for a protein of 307 amino acids. The record is from RefSeq and is a predicted model, not a curated record. The transcript has 3 exons.
AUGGCAUCCUCAGCCGCACCCACGAUCGCAGUGAUCGCACCAGGCUCCAUGGGAGCAGCGGUCGGCCAUCGCUUCGCCAAGGCGGGCUGCACGGUCCUCACCACGCUCGCAGGGCGCUCGCCCGCCACGAUCGAGCGCGCCCGCGCCGCGGGCAUGCAGGACGCGUCCCUCCCUGACAUCGCGGCGCGCGCGCAGUGGGUGCUCAGCAUCCUGCCCCCAAGCUCUGCGCUCGCGUUUGCGGAGUCCUUCCAGAAGGCGUACGCGGAGGCAGGGACGGGCCGCGGACUCGCGUUUGUGGACUGCAACGCGGUCAGCCCGCAGACUGCGAAGACCGUCGCGCGUGUGUUCGAGGGCAGCGCGGUGCGGUUUCUCGAUGCGGGAAUUGUGGGGGGUCCGCCGAGUGAUACGUACAAUCCUGCGUUUUACGCGUCUGCCGAGCCGGAAGAUGCGGACUUGCUGGAUGCAUUUGUGGGUCUUGAGAAGUGGGGCCUUAGAGUCGUGCCCCUCAGGGGCGAGGGCGCAGGCAUCGGUGACGCGAGUGCUCUGAAGAUGUCUUACGCGGGAAUUUCCAAGGGCUUCACCGGCUUAGUGUCGACGAUGAUCCUAGCUGCGCACGCAUCUUCUCCUGCGACCGCGCAGGCCCUGCUUCACGAGCUGCACGACUCGCAACCAUUCGUUCUGGACCGUAUUGUGAAGGGCGUUCCUAGCAUGCUUCCGAAGGCGUACCGGUGGGUGGGCGAGAUGGAGGAGAUAUCGGCGUUCGUGCGCGAGGGUCUGGGCGAGGGGGAGGCGCACAUCCACCACGGCUUUGCGCACGUGUAUGAGCGGGUCGAAAAGUCGUUGCCGGAGGGAGAUGAUGUGGCCGUGUUGAAGAAGUUUGUGCAGGAUGCGAAGGAGGUGAUCAAGGAGUCGAAGGCCAAGUAGGCUUUCGCACUGGGUACGUUGAGGACGGCAGUAGAAAUAGAAGAUGUGAGCUCU